UGUGGUUUAUCUGACCCGUCUGAGCCUCGCUGGACAAGAUGCCCACUCUUCUUAGUAGUUAGAGCGUUUUAUAUACGUUUUUUAACCACCGCAAGCUAUGGCAUCCAGCGUUGUUUGCCUGGGCAUUCUCGAGACCGGUCGGAUGAAGAAACUAACGCUGCAGGCAGGGCGACAAGAAGAGUUGCUGACGGCUCUCUCAUCUCUGGCAACUAUCAACGACAACACGUUGGAGUCAUGGGUUCUCGGCCUAUGCAACAAAUUUAACAACGUGCACAAGAAGGCGGAGAGCUUCCCACCUGAAAUGUCUGAGAAGCGGGUACAGAGCCUGCACAGAAUGCCACAGCAACCUCCAUCACCCAUUCCAAACAAGUUGUGCCACCUCUUUAAGGAUGUGCCACUGACGCCUUGUCUACUCGGAGAAGCCGACGUGGGACUGUCUCUACAAAGACAGGCAGCGCAUUUUUCAGAUGAAAUCCCUCCUCGGCGGCAUGGCGUGCCUUUUUGCGUCUUUUUGGGUGUUCAGUGUUGAAUAGCCCAAAAAGGCACCCCGAUUGCUGUCAUUUUUCAAGCAUGCCUUUUUGGGUCUUUG
Dermacentor silvarum is the source of this 589-nucleotide messenger RNA. RefSeq lists its product as uncharacterized. Bases 98 to 529 code for a protein of 143 amino acids. The transcript is spliced from 3 exons. NCBI's taxonomy places the organism in Eukaryota, Metazoa, Arthropoda, Arachnida, Ixodida, Ixodidae. The record is from RefSeq and is a predicted model, not a curated record.